CUUUCUCAUGCUUGCCAAUUUUUCCUUAACACUCUAAACGGUGCGUUUUGAACGUGGGGUUUUAGGGAUUUGUUUUUCUCCUCUCUUUCAAAAAAGAGCUCACUCCCUUCUCAUCUCGCUGUCACCAAACUGAGGCCAGGGGUCUGUUUUGAGUACAACAACUAUGCACAGUAUUCACCGGAUUAUAUCUCGACUUUCUUCUACUGCGUUAAGCACAAGUGCUAAUGCUGCAAGAUUUCUAAAAGAACAAACAAGACCCACUUUUGGAAAUGGCAAAAGGGUUGCGUUGGUAAAUGGGAUUGGAGCUUAUCAAGAUAUGGCGUCCAGGUUCUUCUCAGCGAAGUCAGGAGGAAGUGAGGGUGGAGAUGAUUGGGAUAGUGCAGUUGGAUCUUUUGGUGGCUCUGAGUCUGUUACUGAUGGUGAUGGCCUUGGUUGGGGCUCAGCUUCAUCAUGGUCAACUGGAUUGACUAAGGACCAUUUUGAUGGAGUAGAAGUGGUGGGCCAAAGGACUUCUAGUUCUAGUACUGAUAGUGGAAAAGAUGGUGGAGAUGGAAUGAAAGAUACAUCUCAGUAUGCGAUGGCCUAUGAUUUGCAAGACACUGAAGAUUGGAUAAGAGAAUAUGAGUCUGAGAAUAAAAGGAGUGCAGCUUUUGUGGCUGGAUGGAAUAAGAGGAUUGACGAACUUAAAGUGUUGAUGGAUCAAAUAAAGGAGCCUGGUUUAAGAGGUUCUUACUUGAAGGACUCAGAAAAGGCAGAGAUGUAUCGGUUGCAUAAGGAAAAUCCUGAAGUUUACACUGUUGAGAAGCUUUCUAAGGAUUACAGGAUUAUGAGGCAAAGGGUGCACGCAAUUCUUUGGUUGAAAGAAAUUGAGGAGGAAGAGGAAAAGAAGCUUGGUCAUCCCUUGGAUGAUUCUAUUGAGCUUUUGCUUGAUAAGUUCCCAGAAUUUUUCAAAUCCCAUGACCGAGAAUUCCAUGUCGCUUCCCUUACUUACAAGCCUGAAUUCAAGGUGAUGCCAGAGGGCUGGGAUGGUACCAUCAAAGAUAUGGAUGAAGUCCACUAUGAGAUAUCCAAGAAGGAGGAUGAGAUUCUUUAUCAAGAAUUUGUUCUGAGGAUGAACUUCAACAAAAUGAAAAUGGCAGGACAGGUGAAAUGCCACAAGUAUAGUAGGCGCCGCUCUUCUCAAGGUUGGAACUUCACAGUGGAGAAAUUGGGGAAAAAAGGAAAACGUGGAGGUGGUGGUGGCUGGAAGUUUGUGAGCUUGCCCGAUGGGUCCAGCCGGCCACUGAAUGACACUGAGAAAAUCUAUGUCAAACGAGAAACUCCUCGCCGCAGGCGCAGGAGCAGGAUUUUUGAUUAAGUUAGCUUGUUAGAUAGAUAUUUAAAUAGAUGUCGAACUCUGCUUUACUUGAUCCAGCUUAGCAGAUUGUUUUGGGAAAUUUUCUGUAGCCAGAGCAGCUAGCUGCUGUUUUACAUGUUAUUCAGGUUUGGAAUCAGGUCUAUUUGAAGAUGUCCUAAUACCUGAAGGCAACUUGGAUAUUUAUUUUCUCAGAUGAAGAUUUUGUUAGCUACUGCCAUUAAUUGGGAUGUUUUCUUAAUGACCUAGUUUCCUUGGAGUCUCGCA
Molecule: messenger RNA, 1621 nt
Organism: Populus nigra (black poplar)
Lineage: Eukaryota; Viridiplantae; Streptophyta; Magnoliopsida; Malpighiales; Salicaceae
Product: small ribosomal subunit protein mS75
Exons: 4
Coding region: 164-1357 (397 amino acids)
Source: RefSeq, a predicted model, not a curated record